GCUUAAACCAGCUGAAGAGAGAAAGGUGGAAAGAAAAAUGAGAAACAAUUCGCAUUUUUCUCAAUCUCUUUUAAAUAUACUUUUUUUUAUUUGUGUGGCGUUUUUGUUUUCAACUGAGGCUCAAUUUGACGGCAAGGAAUGUCCUCCGAAAGAGGACAUAUUUCCGUGUACAUGCGAGCUCAGCGAGGAAAAUAGAAGCCACAUUGUCUGUAGGAACUUACUGAGGUCCGAUAUCCUAGCAUACGUCGUGAAAGCUUCACGUGGCGUCGACAUUUACGCAUUGUCCAUUCGGGAUUCAACUCUACAAUAUUUACCCAGUGAAGAGUUUGAAGGUACAUCGUUUGAAUACAUAGAACUGUUAAACACAGGUCUUCUCGCUAUUUCUCCAACUGAAUAUGCCUUACAAGGCCUCGAAAAAAGAACAUAUAUGAUCGAUAUCAUAAAUUGCAGAUUUAUGAAUGGAUGGUCUUGGAAGGCAUUUGAGAAAUUUAGUUCUUUGAUGGUCUUACAGUUCCUUGAUGGUGAUCUCAGAUCGAUUUCUUCCGAUUUUUCCGCUUUAAGCAACAAUCGACUUCUGCACGGGAUUAACUUUGGCAACAACGAGAUUCAGAGCCUGAAAGAAGAUACAUUUGCAAUGUUUAAGGACUUGAGUUCUCUAUACCUUCAGGACAACCAAAUUAGACGUGUUUCCAGAAGUAUGCUUCCAAAUCCAGCCGAAAGAUUAUUUUUUAUUAACUUGAGUAACAACGAACUUGACUCUCUUCCUGACGACUUUUUUACGAAUAUGCCUAAAUUAAAACAAAUAUUUAUAAGUGGCAAUCAUCUGAUGACAAUUUCACAAGAUGUUUUUGGUCCAGUUUGGAAACAUGACCUAUGGCUAGAAAUUCAACACAACAACAUCAUCUGUGACUGCCGCUUAAAGUGGAUAGUAUCUCAGCCGAAGCCAAGCUAUUUUAUAGGAGAAUGUAGUGGGCCAUCUCACCUUGUGGGAAGGAAAUUAACAACGCUUAAAGAGCUUGAGCUCACUUGUUAAGUGGAAAAUUUAAAAUUCUACAGCAAAUAUUUAAUAAAGUCUGGAUAAACAAUGAUGUAAUUUAUUUUUAGAUCGAAUGUAAUAAUCAAAUAUCAAAUACAAUUGUAAUUAAUUAUGUGUUUUUGUGAUUAAUAAAGCAAAUUCGUGAAAUA
Limulus polyphemus (Atlantic horseshoe crab) is the source of this 1185-nucleotide messenger RNA. RefSeq names its product slit homolog 1 protein-like. The transcript has 3 exons. Gene Ontology annotation, molecular function: protein binding. Bases 38 to 1033 code for a protein of 331 amino acids. The record is from RefSeq and is a predicted model, not a curated record. NCBI's taxonomy places the organism in Eukaryota, Metazoa, Arthropoda, Merostomata, Xiphosura, Limulidae.